Molecule: messenger RNA, 3115 nt
Organism: Manduca sexta (tobacco hornworm)
Lineage: Eukaryota; Metazoa; Arthropoda; Insecta; Lepidoptera; Sphingidae
Gene: Wnt10
Product: protein Wnt-10b
Exons: 6
Coding region: 512-1633 (373 amino acids)
Biological process (GO): cell fate commitment; multicellular organism development; canonical Wnt signaling pathway
Cellular component (GO): extracellular region
Molecular function (GO): frizzled binding; cytokine activity
Source: RefSeq, a predicted model, not a curated record
GCCGCCUAUUCCCAAUAAAAAUCAAAACUGUGUCGAAGUGGAAUUAUACACGUAAACAAGGAUAAUGAGCGAGUAGGUGGGGCCGUGUUGAAGACGCCCCUCUAGUUUUUUUCUCGACGUCUGGGCGGCGCGAAGAGAACGCCUCGCGUCCCACGCGCUCAACGCACCGACAUGCGCGCCCGAACGCGCUCUCUACACGAGCCGACGGCAUCGCGCCGACGGAUCGCCCACUAACACGUAAACAAAAACGGCGGAAAUGCAAAAAACCUUGCGCGGCAUACGGCCAUAUAUUCCAUAAUUCAACACGGAAAACUAUCCCUCAUUCCCUUCUUCACAAAGGACACGAUUAAAAAAGUAUUUAUCUACACCCAUUAUUAAACACAUUUUUUGCAACCAAUUGGAUGUGUUUACGGUGUUCCAAAUUCAAAGUGCGUAGUGUCGAAAUUUGAAAGUUGAUAUUAAAGUGAUAAGUUAAAAUGAGCCCGCGCAAAGAUAAAUUAGUGUUGCCAACAUGAAAAAGCAAGUUUUUGUUGCGGAAUACAGAAUGCCAAAGACAUUUCAUGCAUCCUUAAUUUUCUCACUGUUUCUUUUGUUCACUAUGGCAAGCUCAAGAGACAACAUGCUGCCAAGCCAUUUACAACUGAACUCGGCUCUUACCUGCCGCCUGGUCGGAGGACUGACCAGGGACCAGAGAGCUAUCUGCUACGACUCUCCCGACGCUGCUGCUAUAGCUUUCGAGGGUCUACAGUUAGCGGUCAAGGAGUGCCAGCACCAAUUUAGGUGGCAUCGAUGGAACUGUUCAAGCCUGAACGUGAAAAGCAGUAAUCCUCAUGCUAGCGCCAUUAUGAGGCGAGGUUUCCGAGAGACGUCAUUCCUAUACGCGCUGACAGCGGCUGGAGUGGCUCAUACUGUGGCCCGCGCUUGCGCACAGGGCCGGCUGUUGUCCUGUGGGUGUGACCCUCUCGGAUACCGCGCUUCGCACGACCCUCGUGGCCGAGCGCGCGUCAACAAAUGGGAGUGGAGCGGCUGUUCUCAUAAUCUAGCAUUUGGGAUAGAGUUUUCGAAGAAGUUUCUCGAUGUCAGAGAACAAGUGGACGAUCUGCAGUCAAAGAUAAAUGUCCAUAACAAUAAUGCUGGAAGAUCGAUCCUGUCUUCGCAAAUGGAGGUGAGAUGCAAAUGCCACGGGUUGUCUGGCAGCUGCCAGCUCCGCACGUGCUGGCGGGCCACGCCUGACUUCAGGGUCGUCGCCUCCACCAUCAAGAGACAGUAUAGGAAGGCGCUAAUAGUCGCACAAGAGGAACUGAACAACGGGCUGUCAACGUUGCGAGGGCGGCCGCGAGGUCGGAGGAAGAGUCGCGCUCGUCCCGCGCCCAAAACCAGUCUGCUGUUCUUCGAAAAGUCCCCAAGCUUCUGCGAAGCCGACCCUAAGACUGACUCCGCGGGAACAUCAGGUCGCGUAUGCCGCAUCGGAAGGACCUCCAGGACUGGCUCGUGCGACCUCCUCUGCUGCGGACGAGGCCACGCUCUCAUCAGGAAGUCCAGCAUCAAGCCCUGCAACUGCACCUUCCAUUGGUGCUGCAGGGUCGACUGCCAGCGAUGUAAAGACGAUAAAUGGGUGGCUAUUUGUAAAUGAAAAACAUUCCGCAAAUGAGAAAAGAUUUUUAGGAUCUUUAACUUUACCAAUAUUUCGAAGACUCUAACUAUUUUCUUGUAGUUAUUUCUAAUAAAUAUCCGAAGACUACAAUCUGAUCCGAUAAAAGGUUGAUUCAUAAAUGUUCAACUACCCACUUAAGCGUUAUUCAACAGUUAAUGUAUUGGACAGCUAAUGUAGAUAUUUAAUUACCACUGAUUUGGGAACUUGGCUGUAAAUGUGGCUUGUAUUUAGUUGUCAUAUAUUAUUGUAUGUGAUGAGUAACCUUUAUUCAAACAUUUUGAAAUAGCCGUAAAAUUAUACCAACCAGAAUGAAAUUGCUUACGAGUAUGUUAAGAGUUGUUGAAGUCACAUACUCAGGUAUAAAGAUUGAACUUCACUGCGAAUUCAUUGGUAUUAUCUAAACACUGUAAUAAAAUCGUAGAUCUUGCUGGUACGUAUUUUAAAUGUUUUCGUAAAAAAAUAUCUGGAAGCCACGUAACAGAAAUCUUUAAAUAAAUUGAGAAUUUAACUUAUUAAAUUCAAUAAUACAGUACAUUUUUAAAAAUACAAAGUGGAACAAAACUUAUGUAGAUUGCAUUAUAAAUGUUUAGCCGCAAUAGCCCCGCUUAGCAGAAUUGACGGUCUUCAAAAUAAGAUUAUAUAAUUCUCAAUGCCUCUGAUCAGUUCAUAAAAGACGGUAUAUAAAUAUCGAUUUAAAAGACAUAUCUUUUUACGUAAUAAAGACAUAAUAUAAGUCGGUUGAUAUAUUACUUUAUUGCAUAUGAAGCAUUCUCUCACUCAACAUUCCAUAAUAUUAGUAUAAGUAUACAUUUUUGUACAGCAUAGAUUCCGAAAUAAUUAGAACGAAGCGAUGCCAAUGUUUAUAAGUAAUACAUAAAUGUAAAUAAAAUGUAACUCUAUUUUAAUCUCAAUAACAAUCAGUAUUAAUGUAAGACAAAAAAUAUUUAGUUAUACGUGCAUAUAUUUUUCAUCACGAAUAAAUUUAAACUUUACAACGAGUAAAAUGAAAUUGUAAUCAUUAAUUCGGCCCUGGGGUUAUACCUAAUAAAUUUAACAUAGCUUUAGUCAUGUAAUAAGGCACAUUCCGAAUACCCUAUUUUUGUUGUGAUAUUAUACAAUUAUUAUAUAAAAGCAAAAUAUUUUUUUCUGUAUAAUCAAUUAUCGUAAAUUUUUAUUUCAUUUUAUCACAAUAACCAUCAUUUAGGCGCAGCGCAGACGCCCUAAACUCAUUGCAUAAAAUACUACACUACUAUGAGACUGACAAUUCUUUCAUGAACUGCCAGAGUCAUAGUAUGGUUCUGGUAAAAAAUUAACAGCGUGUGCGCGUUGCCUUAGACAUAAAUUGUAGCCUCUCGUGUACAUUAAACACGCAACUUUGCAUUCCGUAACCGUGAUAUUGACGUAAUUUCAUUACCUUAUUUAUUGUAGAUAUUAAGUUUUAUUAAGUAAAUUAUACAAUCA